This is a messenger RNA of Haliotis rubra (blacklip abalone), 2177 nucleotides long. RefSeq names its product heterogeneous nuclear ribonucleoprotein L-like. Lineage: Eukaryota; Metazoa; Mollusca; Gastropoda; Lepetellida; Haliotidae. Gene Ontology annotation, biological process: mRNA processing; regulation of RNA splicing. Gene Ontology annotation, cellular component: nucleus. The record is from RefSeq and is a predicted model, not a curated record. Gene Ontology annotation, molecular function: mRNA binding. The coding region runs from base 134 to 1777 and encodes 547 amino acids. The transcript is spliced from 20 exons.
GAGAACGCCACCUACAAUACAUUUUCCAAAAUGUCGUAUGACGGUCACCUUUCAAAGAGACAGAGAACAGACGAUGGAAUGCUCGGAAUGCCUGGUUCAAUGAUGGACGGGAAUUAAAAUUAGACCACAUAAAAUGGAUGAUAAAGAGGAACUGGAGCCAAAGGAAAAAUUUGAUGAUCCCCACAAACCUGCACCAUCAUGUGUGGUGCAUGUGCGAGGCCUGUCAGAGUCUGCCAUAGAAGCAGACCUGGUAGAAGCCGUCCAGCACUUUGGAACUGUCAGAGAUGUGAUCAUGAUGCCCAGAAAGCGACAAGCACUCAUCGAGUUUGAGAAACUCACUGGUGCACGGAACUGUGUUGAUUAUGCUCAGACUAGUGCUAUUUAUGUGGCAGCUCAGCCUGCAUUCUUCAACUUCUCCACAAGUCAAAAGAUCCAGAGGCCUGGAGACCCUGAGGAUACCAGACCUGCCAAUCAUGUGCUGCUGUUCACCAUCCUGAACCCUCAGUACCCCAUCACAGUGGAUGUGAUGCACACAAUCUGCAGUCCCUAUGGACAGGUUCUCAGAAUUGUCAUCUUCAAGAAGAAUGGUGUUCAGGCUAUGGUUGAAUUUGAUAGUGUUGAGUCUGCUAAGCGUGGCAAACAGUCGUUGAAUGGGGCGGAUAUCUACUCUGGCUGCUGCACCCUCAAGAUAGAGUAUGCCAAGCCAACCCGUCUGAAUGUUGUGAGGAAUGACAACGAGAGUCGAGAUUAUACCAACCCCAACCUAGGUGCGGAUCAGGGCGGUCACCGUGGCCAGCCUCUAUUGGCAGACCCCAGGAUGGGGGGAGGUCCUACUCCAUACAAUGGAAUGGUAGAAGAGGGCCCCGGUAUGCAUGAUGGCCCCGACUUCAACCGAGGGGGCAGUGGGCAUACUGCCCAUGGUGGGGGUGGCGGUGGCUAUGGUGGGGGCUAUGGGGCUGGACCGUCAGGCUAUUAUGAACAGGAGUAUGAUGGUGGCUAUGGCCCAGGGCCAUCUCCCAGAGGUGGUCCAUACAAUGCCCCUCCCGACAGAUACGGUCACAGACAGGAUCGGUACGGCCCCCCUCAACACUACCCUGACCAGGGCAUGAUGGGCCCCCCAAGCAGCAGCCAGCAAGGAGCUGUAGUCAUGGUGUAUGGUCUCAACAUGGCCAAGCUCAACUGUGAAAGACUUUUCAAUCUCUUCUGUCUCUAUGGUAAUGUUGUCAGGGUAAAGUUCCUGAAGAGCAAGGAAGGUUCUGCAAUGGUUCAGCUUGGUGAUGGCAUGUCUGUUGAGCGAGCCAUCCUCAACCUUCACAACACAUUCUUCUUUGACAACAAGAUGCAGCUCAGCCCUUCAAAACAAGCAUUCCUUCAGGAUGUGAUGAACCCCCAUGAGCUGCCUGACGGAACCCCCUCCUACAUGGACUUCAUGGGCAACAGGAACAACCGCUUCACUAACCCGGAGGCAGCCAAGAAGAACAGAGUCCAAGGACCAGCCAAAGUGUUGCAUUUCUUCAAUACCCCACCUGGCAUCACUGCAGAGGAUAUUGAAAAGAUAUUUGAGAAAGCUGAAGUAAAGAAACCAAUACAAGUCAAAUUGUUUCCUUCCAAGACAGAGAGAAGUUCAUCAGGCCUUGCAGAGUUUGAUAACAAGGGCGAUGCUGUGGAAGCACUCGUGAUGUGCAAUCAUACUCCUGUUGAAAACCCAGGAUCAGUCGCCGGCAAGAACCCAUUCAUCAUGAAGCUGUGUUUCUCCUCCGCCCCCAUCAUAGGUUGAUAGAAGUUAUCAGACAGGAACAAGCAUCUAGCUUUAAUCUCUGUAAUCAGUAUAGUGUUUAUCAUUGUCAACAAUUGUCUGGUAUUCACCACAUUGAGUCAAAAGAGUAGAUCAUCACUUAGCCCUAUGGUGAUGGCAUGUUGGUCUGUUUUAAGGUGUAUAUUUGUCAAUGUGAUUUAGUGGUGACAUUGAUAAAUCAGUCUGUAUUGUCAGCCGUCCGGCACAGGAUGUGUAUUGCAGUUUCUUUUAAAUUUUUCUACAGUUACUUUUAAGUAUGUAUUUUAGUUUUCUCUGUAAAUGUUUGCAACUAAGUCUUGCCAAGUUGAGACAUCCCGAACAAUUCUUUGUAAGUUUUAUGUUUCCUGUCACAUCAUGUCACAAUAAAUUCUGGUGUAACAUA